Messenger RNA from Puntigrus tetrazona (Sumatra barb), 4829 nucleotides. RefSeq names its product ATPase family AAA domain-containing protein 2-like. Gene Ontology annotation, cellular component: nucleus. The record is from RefSeq and is a predicted model, not a curated record. The transcript is spliced from 28 exons. Gene Ontology annotation, biological process: positive regulation of transcription by RNA polymerase II. Gene Ontology annotation, molecular function: ATP binding; histone binding; chromatin binding. Bases 172 to 4314 code for a protein of 1380 amino acids. Lineage: Eukaryota; Metazoa; Chordata; Actinopteri; Cypriniformes; Cyprinidae.
CAUUUGACUGAAAGUGACGUUUGUGGCGCCAGAAAUCAAGGAGGAGCGGAGUUCGUUUUCAAAACGAUACGUUAUCGUUCAAAGUACUUGACGUAUUAAAAGCUUAACAAAAACUUUUUAGAAGUUGGUUUGACGGCGUAUGGUCUGGGGGUCUUAAAAGCCUCGUAAAAGAUGGUGAUGUUACGCAGUAACGGUGAUAUGGACUCCAGCUCGGAGUUUCUCUCUCUGAACCCGCCUCAGAGAAAGUCCGCGCGGCUGAAAAAGGCCCACGAUGACAGUUUAACAAGCGCCGAGGACAGUCCGGCUAAUGGAUUUUUGACUGUAAAGGAGGAAAACAACAUGAGGAGCAGAGCUCAAAGAGGAAGACAUAUGGUAACAUUUGCUGAUAUGAAUGGACAAACAAGCAAAUCUCCUCCAAAAGAUGAAAAAAGUGGGAGGCAUUUAAGAAAAUCUCCGAGACUUCAGGCAGAGGGAGAGAGAUCGGCAGAUGAGCACACAGAUGACAUGGAGUCAACUCCCACUUCUCGAAACCUCCGUGCUCGGAUUCAAAGGCAAGAAGAAGACAGUGCUGUGAGACGUAGUUCCAGAAUCACACGAUAUAAACUCGACACUAGGAAACAGUCGGUCCUUUAUGACAGGCUCAUCACAAACACUGCAGAGGCUGUACUUCAGAAGAUGGAUGACAUGCAGAAGAUGCGUCGGAGACUGAGAAGCAGAGACAGUGAGGAGGAGAAUUUGAGAAUUUACUCUGGGACAAAAAGGAAGAGGAUCACAAAACCUUCAGUAAGAGGACAAGAAGAGAGUUCAGACAACCAGGAGAAUGAAUAUAGUGAUCAAGAGGAGGAGGAGGAGGAGGAGGAGGAUGGAGAAGGUGAGGAAGAGGAAAAUGAUGAGGGAGACGAAGAGGAUGAGGAUGAAGACGAAGAAGACAAUGGAAAGCGCUAUGAGUUUAGACAAAGAAAAGCUGUUGUGCGUUACCAGGCGCCUCUUGAUGAGCCAAAAAAGCAGAGCAUAUUUUUUAAGCGCCACUCCACCCCAAUUAGACGGAGAUAUACAUUUAGUACCUCAAGUCCUAGGAGCCUAUACAACAACAGGAGGGGCACCAGUUGUAGCAGAAAUGAGGUUGAUGGGAGAAGACAUGCCAUUCACAGCAGUGACUCCACCUCAUCCUCUUCUUCCGAUGAAGAGAAAUUUGAGAGGCGGAGAAGUAAGAGUCGUAGCAGGUCAAUAAACAGAUGCCUCCCUAUGAAUUUACGGAAGGAGGAUUUGUUGGGAAACCACAAGGACAGGAUUAAAAUUGGCGCAAGUCUUGCAGAUGUUGAUCCAAUGCAAAUUGACCAAACGGUGCGCUUUGAUAGCAUUGGAGGUUUGGGCAAACACAUCUCUGCACUGAAGGAGAUGGUUGUGUUUCCUUUACUCUACCCUGAGGUCUUUGAGAAGUUUAAGAUUCAGCCUCCAAGAGGCUGUCUGUUCUACGGCCCUCCCGGCACAGGAAAGACUUUAGUAGCUCGGGCCCUAGCAAACGAGUGCAGUCAAGGUGAGAGGAAGGUGUCGUUCUUCAUGAGAAAAGGAGCAGACUGCCUCAGCAAAUGGGUGGGCGAGUCUGAGAGACAGCUCCGUCUCCUGUUUGACCAGGUCGCCCACAUGCGUCCAUCAAUCAUUUUCUUUGAUGAAAUUGAUGGUAUCGCACCUGUUCGCUCCAGCCGGCAAGACCAGAUACACAGCUCCAUCGUGUCCACUCUGUUGGCUCUCAUGGAUGGGCUAGACAGCCGUGGUGAGGUGGUUGUUAUUGGAGCCACUAACCGUCUGGACUCCAUCGAUCCUGCACUCAGACGGCCCGGACGUUUUGACAGAGAGUUUCUCUUCAGCCUACCAGACAGAGAGGCUCGCAAAGAUAUUUUGAAGAUUCAUACUAGGCAGUGGGAGCCGCAGCUGUCUGAGGUGUUUCUUGAAGAGUUGGCUGACAAGUGUGUUGGUUAUUGUGGCGCAGACAUCAAAGCUGUGUGUUCAGAAGCAGCUCUGUGUGCCCUGCGUAGACGCUACCCCCAGAUCUAUACGUCCUCCCAGAAACUCCUUCUGGAUGUGGAGUCCAUCAGCGUGAGUGGCCGGGACUUCCUCUCUGCCAUGAGGAAGAUAGUUCCAGCUUCACAGAGGGCGGUGGCCUCUCCAGCUAAAGCACUCACAUCUGUUAUUGAACCCCUGCUAAGCUCUGCCCUCAAUAACGCUAUGGAGAUGCUGCAGAGACUCUUUCCUCAUGUAGAGCAGGGCCUCAAGAAAAAAAGAGAUGCUGAGGGUGUGUCUGGCAUCUUGGAUGAUAUACUACAUAGUGAAGAUGAGGGGUCCUCUGUGUGCAUUACUAAUAAAGCCCAGAAGAACACUGGACCAUCUGCAUCUGCGCUUCAUCUGAGCAGGAGUGCCCUUCAGCAGCCUACCUCAUUCAGACCCAGACUGCUGCUCUGUGGGACAUUAGGUUCUGGUCAGACCUCACACUUGGCUCCUGCUAUUCUCCACACCCUGGAGAAGUUCACAGUUUAUACACUUGACGUUGCUGUGUUGUACGGUGUCAGUUCAGCCACCCCAGAAGAGGCCUGUGCACAGGUUUUCUGUGAGGCGAGGAGAACCGUGCCCAGCAUUCUGUAUAUUCCGCACAUUCAGCGCUGGUGGGACACUGUGAGCUCCACAUUAAAGGCCACAUUCAUCAGUCUUCUGCAGGACAUCCCUUCAUUCUGCCCCUGCCUUCUCCUUGCCACAUGCAGCUUUCCUCACCACACGCUCUAUCCUGAGGUUCAGGACCUUUUCCAUGUUGAGUAUGGAGAGGUGUUCCAUGUUCCACUUCCAUCUCGGGGAGAGAGGCUCCAAUUUUUUGAGGAUCUUAUUUUAAAUCAAGCUUCUAAACCACCGGCAUCUAAGAGAGAUGCAGUCCUCCAGGCACUGGAGGUGUUACCAAUGGCCCCUCCACCACCUCCCCGCCAGCUCUCUGAGCAAGAGAUGCAGAAGCUAGAAGAACAGGAAGAGGACACACUUAGGGAACUCCGCCUCUUCCUGCGGGAUGUCACCAAUCGACUCGCUCAGGACAAACGCUUCAAGGCCUUUACAAAGCCUGUGGACACAGAGGAGGUUCCCGAUUACACUACAGUCAUCAAACAGCCUAUGGACCUCUCCACAGUUCUCUCCAAAAUUGAUUUGCACAAGUACGAAACUGUAGCAGCUUACCUGCAGGAUGUGGAUCUGAUCUGGCAGAAUGCCCUCGAAUACAACCCAGACAGAGACCCUUCAGAUCGGCUCAUUAGACACCGUGCCUGCGCUCUCAAGGACACUGUGCAUGCCAUAAUCAGAGAUGAAUUAGAUGAGGACUUUGAAAAGAUCUGCGUUGAGAUCAAGGAGUCUCGCAUCCGACGAGCCUUUCAGACCACACCGCAGCCGCCCGUCACUCCGAGCGCUGUGGCAACCAGGAAACUUGUGGGAGAGGAGGCGGGAUUAAGCAGUUCUCAGGGUGAUGGAGUGGACAAGCACUGCAGCAAUAACAUAAAGCGCAAGUUGCGGCGGCGUCCUAUUUGGGGACGGGGUAUCAUCAGGAAGAAAAAGAUCUAUAAAAAGGAGGAAGCGGAGGAAGAUGAUGAACCAGAAGAGGAGGAGGGAGCAGACGACUCUGCUGCAAUGGUGCAAGUUGACGCUUGUCUCACCCAGGACGAGUCAUCCUGUGACGCCAUGGAGCUCCAUCCUGAUAAACAACCACUCCAGGCCAACGGACACGUCCUCUCCACGGAGGAAGAGAAUUCCUCUGAGCCAACGGCCACUCAGGACCCUCAGGGCGAGAAAGAGACCAUGAAGGCUCUCUCGGAGGAGGCUUCCAGCAGUAAGGAGGCCGCAACAGUCCCUGCUCCUCAAGAGUGUUUGAAUGGAAAUGAAUCUAUGGACAGCGUGUACAGUGAGGCUCUUGAUAAAGAAACCGAGGUAGACUCUAUUAAUAAAGAUGCACUUGAAGAAGAGCAUAAGGAGCCUUCUGCCUCAGAAUGCAAUGCGGAGGAGAAUGUGACAGCAGUGGAAGGGACGGCAUCUGAUGGCGACCAUGAAACAGAAGGGAGGAAAAAGUCAGACGAGAUGGCCGUUGGACUUGAGGAGACAGUGGAACUUCCGCCACCUCCAGCUCUCGUGGUUGACCAUCAGCGACUCAAGGCUCUGUUGGACAAGGUGGUUGUGAAAAGUGACGGCUUCAGUGUGGAUCACCUGGAGAGAGUUUACUCGGUGCUCAGCCAGUGUAUUUACCAGCACCGCAGAGACUAUGACAAGACCCGUCUGAUAGAGGUUGAGUGACACACACACACAGACAAAUCAAUAAGACGUUUCAUGACUUUAUGGCCCUGGUUUACAAAGAUCUCAUAUGAAGGGUACUAUUUUAUUUUGCAGUUUAUCAGAUUUCAUGUAUAUAUUACAUGGGUGUAUUGCAAGCAAUUUACUCACUCAAGCUUAUCGAUUCUAAAUACACAUAGUUUAGAAAGGGUUUUGUGCAGUAAUAGUUCCACGUGUUAACAGGUUACCCACUUUCACCAAAUAAUAUUUUCUUAACUUUAGUUAUUUGAUCUGAUUUACAAACCCAGGCCACAUUCAUUUUUAUUUUUAGUGCUAAGGUAAAAUAUAUAAAUCCAUCUAUUUUAUAAAAUUUUAUUUUUGUUUUUAGGGUUAGAAUCAGGGUUUCACGACUAUGAGAAAAAUCACAAUUGUUGAUUAUUUCCUUGAAACUGUAAUUUAGAUUAAUAAUUACUAUCACAAUUUACAAUGAAUGAUAUUUAUACCAUUGCUUGAGGCAACCAAAGAAUAACGUGCAUGGA